This is a messenger RNA of Truncatella angustata, 666 nucleotides long. Its product is annotated as NUDIX hydrolase domain-like protein. The transcript has a single exon. Lineage: Eukaryota; Fungi; Ascomycota; Sordariomycetes; Amphisphaeriales; Sporocadaceae. The record is from RefSeq and is a predicted model, not a curated record. Bases 1 to 666 code for a protein of 221 amino acids.
AUGGCGCCUUUCCUGUCUAAUUGCUCUUCGCCAGACCAUCAAGUCAACGAAGCGACACCAGUCUCCCCGCUACCGUUGAAGACUUCGAUAAAUGCAGGGCCACGAACAUUAUUGAUUCGAGAUUCUCUUACACGCUUUCAAAUAUCUCCAGCCAAAUACAUAGAGCAGCGCAGACCUGCUAUCGACCGUCUCGUAGCAGGCGCGGUAGUAGCUUAUGAAGGAAGAAUUCUUCUUGUUCAGCGUAGUAGAGAAGACUACGGCGGUCUUUGCUGGGAGAUACCCGGCGGCUCGUGCGACGAGGACGACUCAUCCAUACUAGAGGCGGCCUCUCGCGAGCUGUGGGAAGAGGCGGGCCUACGAGCAACGGCAGUGGUGGGUCUUGUAGACGACCUUCACCAUUGGUCGGACGAUGGACUUAUUUGGUGGAAGCUGACAUUUUUGGUUGAGGUUGAGCAAAUGGGGAAGGGGAAACCCGACGUAGUGCUCGACCCAAAGGAACACGAGGCUUUUGUCUGGGCUACCGAAGAGGAUGUCCUCGCAAAUUGUUAUGGCGAUAUCAAAUUCCAAUGGAUCAGCGAAGACCAGAGGCUAACCAUCUUGAAAGCAUUCAACAUGCUCAAGACUACCGGAAAGCCGCUAAAUUUGGAGGCUUUAGCAGAGCCAUGA